UGUCCUCAGUUUUUAGAAAUUGUCUCUUUUAUUAUUAUUAAUAAGUAUUCAGUAGUGUUUUCUUAACAAUGGGACGAGAAAUGAGAUCAUCAUCGACAGAAGAAUAUGAGCAUAUAGCUGCAUACACAUCUCCUCCCAACAGAGGUCGGAUGAGAAGCAGAAGUCCGAUUCAUCAUCGUGCAUCGUCGUCUACUCAUAGUAGUCACGUUUCAAGUUCUUCUAGAUCGAAAAGAAGUCCGCGCCGAGAGGACCGAUUCCGCAGAACGAAUUCGCGUUCUAGGCAGAGAUCUCAUUCUUCCGAAGGACAUAAAUCAAGACUCGAAGAAAGUGUAAAAUUGACAAAACCAGCUUAUGGAGGCCCGAAAGAACCUCUUGUUUUGGAUUCUAAUAUACAAAUAUCGGUGAAUUCCAAACCUAGCUGUUCUCCAGUUCGUCAAACUAGUGCCACUCGUAUAGUGACUGUUCAUCCUCGAGGAGAUAGAAAAUCUCGUAAUUCCAGUUCUAGCGAUCAUGAUCGAUACGAACGGAUAGAUGCAAAAGCUCAACACAAUUCUGAUAGAAGUGCAUCACGUCGGAAUUUAACUGGACGUGAAGGAAACCACAGAAACUCUUCGAGACGGGAACGUGAACGUCGAAGCCCCCCAUGGAACCGCAGACGAAAUUCGCCAAACAGAGCACGUCGCGACAAUCAUAACCGCUCGCAAGAGACUCGAAAUCGAGGAAACGAAACUCGCAGAAAUUCAAAAGACAGAUUGAGAGACCGAAGAAGAAAUUCGUCCAGAGAUUGUAGACGUGAGAGAUCUCGCAUUGAUGAAGGCAGCAGCCAAUUUUCUCGCAGAAAUGGGUAUGACAAUAGAUUAGCUAGAGAAAGAAAUACCUCAAGAUCGGAUAGAAGACGAUACAGUCGAGACAGCAGACAGGAAAGCGAAGACUAUUCGCAUUCAUCGCGUCAAGACUCAUACGAAGAGUCAGAAAGAUCACAACACGAAGAAGAGCUCGACGAAGAUUCUGAAAAUCUAAAUGAAAAUCAGGAAAAUAAUGAAGCACUUACGCCAAAUGGAGCUCCGGUUGCUUAUAUCGUUAGACCUCCAAUUCCGCCGAUAUGGCCGCACCCAAUGUAUCCAUAUCGACCUCAUCCGCCAAUUUUUCCACCAAGACCACCCGUAGGAAUAAUAGCGCCUCGGAUAGGUUUCAUACCUCGACCACCAAGACUUAUCCCGUAUCCUCGGCCGCCUCCUCCUGGAUUAUUUUUUGCUAGACCUCCAAUGCCUUUGCCACCACCACCAACGUAUUGAAAAUGUUUUCAAUACGCAUGAAAGCAUGGCAGCCGAUCUCUAAAUUUCUUUUGUAUAUAAAUAAUUUCCUCAGUGUGUCAGUUUAGAUUUAUUUAAUAUGUACAUAGGGUAUAUUUUUUCAACUUGCUUACC
This is a messenger RNA of Planococcus citri (citrus mealybug), 1427 nucleotides long. Its product is annotated as WW domain-binding protein 11-like. The transcript is spliced from 11 exons. The record is from RefSeq and is a predicted model, not a curated record. NCBI's taxonomy places the organism in Eukaryota, Metazoa, Arthropoda, Insecta, Hemiptera, Pseudococcidae. The coding region runs from base 69 to 1295 and encodes 408 amino acids.